This is a messenger RNA of Perca flavescens (yellow perch), 916 nucleotides long. RefSeq names its product glutathione S-transferase theta 1a (gene gstt1a). Gene Ontology annotation, molecular function: glutathione transferase activity. Lineage: Eukaryota; Metazoa; Chordata; Actinopteri; Perciformes; Percidae. Bases 58 to 789 code for a protein of 243 amino acids. The record is from RefSeq and is a predicted model, not a curated record. Gene Ontology annotation, biological process: glutathione metabolic process. The transcript is spliced from 5 exons. Gene Ontology annotation, cellular component: cytoplasm.
CAGGCGCUGCAGGAGAGGACUGAAAACACAGAAGGAACCCUGUGGAACCGAAGCAUCAUGAUGGAGCUGUAUCUCGACCUGCACUCCCAGCCAUGCCGCUCCGUCUUCCUGUUUGCCAAAGCGGUCGGGAUUCCUUUUGAGUUUAGGCUGGUGGAGCUCGCUGCAGGGCAGCAGUACAGCGAGGAGUUUGGAAAAGUCAGCCUCAUGAGGAAGGUUCCUGUCAUGAAGGAUGGAAGCUUCAUUCUGACGGAAAGCGUUGCAAUCCUGAAGUACCUGGUGCAGAAACAUUCGUCAUCAGUGGCAGAUCACUGGUAUCCUGCUGACCUGCAGCAGCGGGCUCGCGUUAAUGAAUACCUGUCCUGGCAGCACAUGAACCUGAGAACUCACGGGUCCAAGGUCUUCCUGCUCAGGGCUCUGUUUCCUGUCAUCAUGGGCUCGGAGGUCCCGAAGGAGAAGAUGGACGCUGCUGUCGAGGAUCUGAAUCAGUCGCUCAAAAUGCUGGAGGACUAUUUCCUGCAGAACAAACCAUUUGUCAUUGGUGACAAAAUCUCUCUGGCUGAUCUGGUGGCUGUAGUUGAGAUCAUGCAGCCUGUUGCUACCGGCCUGGAUGUGUUUGAAGGCCGUCCGAAGCUGAUCAGCUGGAGAGAGCGAGUGAAAAAGGCGCUUGGUGAAAAGUUGUUUGACGAAAGUCACGAGGUGAUCAUGAAGGUGAGCAGCCUGCCACAUAAGAUGCAGAACAACAGCGAGCUGGAGAUGCUCAAACCAAAGUUUCAGAAGAUUUUCAGCUGAGAACAAACCCAGAUGAUGCGACUGUCGGUGUCAAAAUAUUAUCUCAAUUGGAUUUUAAUUUCAUGGUUGUAUGGUGAUUUUUAUCAGCAGAAUGUUUGUGCCGGUUUAAUAAAGUACUGAGGAAUAA